UGUUGGCUGCCAGCACUUCACGGUUUCUGUCGCUCCGUUUAGAACCAGGGCAUCCUGUAGUGGGACCUGCAACUCUGGAGCAUCAAGAAGAGAGAGGCGCACCGGGAAGAUAAGUGCUGUUGCGCCGACUUGGAGUGGAGAUAUUUUGGCACUUUUACGCACGCAUGUUACGCACUGGGACUAACUGGAUUUAAGGACGCAUAUCGAUAUAUGUACAUUUUAUGGAAUAAAACACCUUUAAACAUGUUACUAAAUAUAAAGCAUAUCCUGUGGUUAUACUAUCUCUGUGAAGCUGCAACUGCAACAGCCUCCAAUGCAUUAUCGAUAAUCAGACCAGUCACUGGGUCCCUCUCAGGGAAGGUAAAUCUUCCCUGCUUCUUCUCCACCAUCCCAACCUCAGCACCAGUCAUCAGUCCCAAUGGAACGGUCAUUUAUAACAGAGAUUACUUGCGGAUCAAAUGGACCAAAAUAGAGGGAGAAGUAGAAUCCACAGUGCUGGUGGCACAAAAUGGGGUCAUUAAAAUAGGCUCCAGCUACAGGAAUCGUGUAUCAGUGCCCAGCCACCCUGAGGAUGUAGGCGACGCCUCACUGACAAUGGUCAAGCUGCGCGCCAGUGAUGCAGGCACCUAUCGCUGUGAGGUCAUGUACGGCAUUGAGGACACCCAGGAUACAGUUAACCUUGAUGUCAACGGUGUUGUCUUUCACUACCGAGCGAGCACCAGCAGGUACACUUUGGACUACCAGAAGGCUGUCCAAACUUGCCAAAAUAUUGGAGCAACCAUUGCUACAUAUGACCAACUGAAAGCAGCCUAUGAGGAUGGCUUUGAUCAAUGUGAUGCCGGCUGGAUUGCUGACCAGACAGUGAGAUACCCAAUCACAAAGCCAAGGAAGGGCUGCUUUGGUAACCUACUGACAAAACCUGGUGUUAGGUCAUACGGGACCAGGAAACCCACGGACACCUAUGAUGUAUUCUGUUACGUAGACAAACUUGAUGGUGAGGUGUACUAUGCUUCUGUGACCGAUAAGAUGACUUUUGAGGAGGCCAGUAAAGAGUGUAAGAAGAGGAAUGCUGUCCUGGCAUCCCCUGGUCAGCUGCAUGCUGCCUGGCGACAUGGUCUGGACAGAUGUGACUAUGGUUGGCUCUCCGAUGGCAGUGCACGACAUCCUGUUGCAGUACCCAGAAUGAAGUGUGGGGGAGGCCUGCUCGGCGUCAGGACCAUGUACCGCUACAGAAACCAGACUGGCUUCCCAGACCCAACUACAAAGCUUGGAGCUUACUGUUUUAAAGGAAGGAGGGAGGUAAUCAACCAGACUUCCAUUGUGGAUGUGUCUGUGGUAGAAAUGAUCACCAGCACCAUCAGCUACACUACAACCAUCCCUUUAGUGGAAAGUAGCACCACUACGCAAACCCCCACAUCUGAAACUGUAUCAGAGGCAGAAGAGUCUCCAGACUCAUCAGUUACAAAUCCUCCAUCUAUGUUCUCUACCAGUAUGGCUCCACCUCGCCCCACUCCAGCAGACCAAGAAGAAGAGUUAAUCACCACAGUCGCACCAACCAUCAAAGAGGAACCUGAGGACACUGACAUUGUAACAGCCGUACCAGACUUAGACGUUAAUGACUUUGUAAGUGAAAAUGUAACCAAUGAGGAAUUCGUUUCCCAACGUGGUGAUGCAUUGACAAAACCACAAAACAAAACAGAAAGCACUGACACCACAGAGACAGUGUCAAAGCCCAUCGAGGAGCCAGAUGAUCACUCAGUAAUUGAGAUCAGCACAAUCAAACCUGAUGUCCCGAUACCAGACACCUCUCUCAUCACAGAGCCCAUGUUUGCCGAGGGGAAGACUGAGGAAACUAUUCUGGAUUCUGGGAUCACCACAGAGAUGGCCUCUGACCUCACCGACACUCCAACAGAAUCAACUGAACUGACCAGCGAGGAGGUGUUCAGCUCCUCCGAAUCAACACCAUCAACCACUGGGCUUCAUUCAACAACACUAGGCCCCGAUUACGUGGAUGAGCUAGAUGUGAUAGAUGAGAUGGAUGAGAAUAAUUUUGCUGUAUAUGCACUGCCACCUACUCCACCAUCCCAACUGGACCUCACAUCCAGCUCAUCAGACAGCACUAGUAUCGAUGGCACAAUGACCAGCACUGCAACAAAAACCACACCUCAAAUGCAGCAUGUAGAGACAACGGCUGUUGUCUAUAAUGAAGAGACUGCAUCUGCAGCUGCGACAGCCACCACCGUCCUGAUUGACAGUGGAACGCCUGGCGAGGAUGUGACAUCGUCAUCAAGUGUACACGUCUUUGAUGAGUCCACCACUCUGCUGCCAGAGCACAGCGGUGACGCCCUGACGGAGGAUGACACAGCAACAGAGAUUGGCACAGAGUUCUUUACAUCUGCAAUCGCGGCUUCAGCUGUGGCUGACACGACCACCACUCCAGGUACAGUGGUCGCUGCAUCAGUUGACCAGGCUCUACAACCACAAGAUUCUCAGUCUCCUGGCAUACCAGUUGUGCCUGACCAUCCCACCCCUUCCAUAGCUGAUGGUGAUCCCAUCCCACAGACUGGAGACCCAGACCUUAUCUCCCAAGCUGCUGUAACCAUCACUCCAACUGUUAGCUUUAUAAAUGGUAAACAUGAGAUCACACUGGAGCCACAGAGCCCAGCUGAAAAAGAGGCCAAAGGUACCCAGAUUUUUACAAAUGUGACGAUUCUGGGAACAAGCGAUGAAAUAACAACGGUGUUUGAUUAUAGUUGGACCGAUCUCACUGAUGAUAAUGUCACUGAAUCUACAGAGGAAGCCACAGCAAUACUGACCUCAACAGAGAUCCCAGAUGUUCAUAACUAUGACCCUGAUAUAAUCCCAACAGAUGAAUCAACACCUCCUCAUGUACUCCCUGAAAUUGAGCUGACCACAAAAUCCCCCACACAGAAAGAUACAACUUCUGUUUCGGCCUCAACAGUGGAUGACAGGGCUCAAUCAAAAACUACACAAAAAACUGAAGCUGGUCCAGCUGCCACAGAUGCCACAGAGGGGAUGAGUGAUGUCACAGCUACCUCUGCUGACUUUGUUCCUACAGUAACACCAGCUGAGCCACAGAUCACCAAAGCAACUAAAGAAAUCCAAACAACGAAGGCUGAGGAAACCACCACUGUCAUCACCACAUCUGUACAAGAAGAGGUAGGCGAGUCAGGGAGGACUCCAACGUAUGUGAAAAGUGACUCAGAAGUGACUCAGACAGAGAGAGCUAAGGACCAAUCCACUGUUACUUAUUCAACUGAACUUUACAUGGCCAAAGAUAAAGCUGAAACCACAGAGGAAACAAAGAGCACAUCUGCCACUCCAGCUGCUGGAGACAGCACUCAGUCUACAUUACAGACUAUGUACACUCCCUCUUCUGCUGACGCUGAUGUGAAAACACCAACAUCAACAACUAAUGACUCACAGAGCUCCACUCAAGAUGUGGAGGGAAGGAAAGAGACCCAAACCCCAAAAGAAUUUGCCUUCAGCACAGCGGCUCCUUCAGUAUCUAGUGAUUCAGCCUCUCCUGAACAGACAGACAAGACUGAGAUAACACCAACUGUAGAUUUAGGUAAGACUGAAUCAUCAGCAUCUGUAACACCUAUCCUGGCUGAAACUUCAGAGGGUACAGUCAUAAGUCAGGGAGGGAGUACAGACAGCCAAAUGUCUUCCAUCUCCCCCACUGAUGCAAUGUCUACACCAGAGGAGGAAGGUUCAGGGGUUCAAACAGUAAACAUGUUUACAACCAGCCCACCAUCACAUAUCUCUGAAGGGACCGUGACAUCACCUUCAAGUUUAAGUGCAACAGAUCAAGCUACAUGGGAGAGUGAAGAAACAUUACAAACAGUACAAACAGGCACAGAUAAAACAUUUGUUCCUGUCACUGGUGAGGUGGAAAAAAUGUCAAAACCCACCAUUAUGCAUGAGGGGUGGAAACAAGAUGAGAAAACAACUCAUCCCUCUCAUGAAUCCGUUGCAACCACUGACUCCCUCUUAUAUAGUGCUAUUAAAAUUAUCACAACAACAAUGGCCCCAUUCACUGAAUAUUUCAGUCAGUACUCAACACAAAGUGCAUCACUGAUGACUGACCUCCCUGACCAAAUAGUGGAUACAAGUGAGGAAACCGCCACUGGUGGCACAUAUAAGGCUACUUCAAAAGAUGAAACCUCUACUCCAGUCAUGAGCACAAUCAAACCAGAUGAGUCUAUUUCAGUUGCAAUUUCAACGGUGGAAACCACAAGUGUAACUGCAGACACAAAACCUAUACAAACAGUAACCCCACUAAGUGGCAUUACAGAGUCAAGUCCAUUGCAUCCUAGCAAUGCUGGACAUAUGACAGAUGACCAGACUUCUGGUACAACAUCAACAGGAACAACUGCAGCAGCUACCUUGCUCAGCACAGCAAAAUCAGUUAUAGAAACAACACAAUACGAAACAUUCCAUGAUUCAACCAUAGCUGGCACUGUAGCUCCGUCUGCUUUCAACACUAAAAUACCAACAUCACUGUCACAAGAAAUGUCAGAUAUCACAACCACUGAAAAGAUAUCACUUAUUCCUGAAGAUACCACCAUUUUCACAACUGCAGAUUCAGGUUCUGAGCGUUGGACAGUAUCACAUGGAACAUCAAUGAGCGACAUUACAGAAAGAACAGUAAAACCAUCAGAAUCAGAAGUAACAUUAAGGGCUACUGUUUCUUCUGGUAUCAGUGUGACUCCAACUGCCACAUCUAGCAUAGGCAGUGAAGUGACCAAAGAACAAACAGACACACCAGCCAGUUCACAGGAAAAAGCAGUUACUGGCAUCACUGACAUAGUUACCAGCACACUACCCACUUCAAAAGCAGAAGUGAGUUCUGGAGGUCAAAGGCCAAGUGUCACAUCAAUGCCAGGUGUUACUACAGCGUCUUCAUUCUACAGUACUGAGAAACAAACAUCCAAUUUCACCAAAGAGUCCAUCAUCUCUGAAACUACUAUUUCUUCACAAUUGAGUACAGACUCACCAUCAGUAACACCCUCAAGUGAAACCGAAACAAGCGGUACUUCUAAGCAAGGUGUAAGUGCUGUUUCAUCUCUCUACAGUACUGAGAAACCAACAUCAGUGUCAACUGAAACACAAGAGACUGCAACCACAAGACAGACUGAGAAACUAUCAUCUACACCAGAGACAAGUUCUACUUUCCCAAAAAUAGAUGAAGAGAGUUCAGGUGAACAGACAACUGAGAUUUCCAGCGAUGGCACUGCAGCUUCUACAGCCUCACCCUUGUUUAGCACAGAGAAGCCAACUGGACUGCCAGUUACAGAACAUGACAGUGCAGCCACAAGUCGUACAGAAAAUCCCUCAGUAACGCCUUUUACUGGGAAGGUGGAAGAAAGCUCUGUUGUGACAACAGUAUAUGAAGAUGGCUCUGGUGACCAAACCCAAGAAAUGUUUACUCAGACCUACUCUAUGAUGAGAGUUCAGGUGAACAGACAACUGAGAUUUCCAGUGGUGGCACUGCAGCUUCUACAGCCUCAUCCUUGUUUAGCACAGAGAAGCCAACAGGACUGCCAGUUACAGAACAUGACAGUGCAGCCACAAGUCGUACAGAAAAUCCCUCAGUAA
This is a messenger RNA of Dicentrarchus labrax (European seabass), 5622 nucleotides long. RefSeq names its product versican a (gene vcana). NCBI's taxonomy places the organism in Eukaryota, Metazoa, Chordata, Actinopteri, Moronidae. The record is from RefSeq and is a predicted model, not a curated record. The coding region runs from base 211 to 5622 and encodes 1803 amino acids. Gene Ontology annotation, molecular function: hyaluronic acid binding. Gene Ontology annotation, biological process: cell adhesion. The transcript has 10 exons.